Somion occarium is the source of this 3804-nucleotide messenger RNA. The record is from the annotation of a GenBank genome assembly. Lineage: Eukaryota; Fungi; Basidiomycota; Agaricomycetes; Polyporales; Cerrenaceae.
UAGACUGCAUAACUUAUCUGCGCUGUUCAGUUUUACGAAUUUCUUCCCCAACCACUCCUGUCCCCGCCCACCACCACCGCCUCGUCUCACAGGAGUCGAGCAGGACGCUGAAGACGACGACGAAGCCAUCUGCCACGCAGGAGCAGCUUCGUUUGUAUCCAGGUAAGCCAUCUUUCUGCUAGCAACCCGAGACAGGGGUGUUGGGCUGACCUUGGCUGACCGACUUUGUCAGAUUGCUUGCAAUCCAUCCGAUACCGUCGUGCCAUCCUUGACCGGCUUAAGUAUUCACGUCGGUGACCCAGCGUAUCUUCCUACACUCCUCCAGAGGUCUCUUCUGUCCGCGAGGCACAUUGACUUGGGCCAACCAGCUUUGACCUGCGGCAUUUCUGGCUUGGUUUCACGACGCGUCGUUGUUCGCGCAAUCUAUUCUCAUAUCAUUAUUACUUCUUCUUUGAACCUGUACAUCUCUGGUGAAGCUGUCCUCGACAUCACCUUCAACUGGUGAGCAUAUUUAUUUCACAUCGAGUGGCUCAAUCAUUUUGGGCCACUCCCGGGCGGUCAAUUUACUGACACCUUUGGCUUCGCCAUCUUCAUAGGACCGUCUCUCCGUCUCCUUGAUUCUCUAUCUCUAUUUCUAUCUCUAUGACUUCUGCGGUCUGCGCCCCUCCACCUUAUUUUACGCCCUAUAUGGAUCGUAUCUACACUCGGGAUUCCAACAGUGCAGGAGCACCACUACCCCGAAUUCCUCGCAGAGCGCCACCUUCGUCGCGUCUUCAUUCUGCUGUUGGCUCUCCAUCGAAUACCAUGGCUGCGACGGCGCUUCAGAACCUCUUCAUCACCCCUUCACAGACUACUUUUGUAAUCCAACCGCCCACACCACCCAGUGCUUCUCUGGAGUCCAUGCCUUCUGAGAGCAAGAGCCAUACACAAGACGAGCCCGCUUCAAGCUCUUCCUGCUCUGAGUCAUCAUAUGUGCAGAUGUCAGAUUCGAAGUCGCGACGUGUUCGCGCAAUCCCCAAGCACAUUGGCGGUGUAUGCCCUCCCGAACAGUCAACACCCACUCCUGCUUUAUUCAAAGCAAACGCAAAGUUGGACGACACGCGUCUCGCCUGGCCUUCUCGCGAGGAUUCAGGCGAAGUUGAGUCUGAAACGGCUAGGGAAGAUGACACUCCUCGUGCCUCUUCUUCACAGAAGCCGGCCUCUUUCAAGAAGACCAGCAAUUUACGGCUGGACUUAUCUGAGUUACACACACCCAGUGCCGGUCCGUCAUCGGAGAGUCUCGCAGCCGCCACCUCUCCACCGUCUCGUGCCGAAUCAGUCACUGUCGGUCAGCUGGCUCGCAAGAAGUCUGGCGAACCACUCAAGUCGUCGCUCAAAUCUCGGCGGCCUGUGGUUCGCGGCGACUUGUCAGUAGUUACGGCAGCCCUUACCAGUAAGAGCGAGCCCAAUACGCCCACCCACAUCAAGAGCGUUCAUUUUGACGCCAAGCUAGAGCAUGUCAAGUUGUUCCUGGCUGAGCAAAAGCCAUUGGCAAUUUCUCGGGAGGGCAGUCCUACGGAUGAUACAAGUGGAACCGAUAGCGACUUCCCAUCUUUCAUUUAUGGUGGCAUGUCUGAUGAAGAAAGGAUACGAAAGUCGCUGGCUAUCGAUGUCACUAAUCUUCCUCCUCGGAUAUUCGAAGAAAACGACGUUGCCCUCGAGUCACUUACCCUCGCCGUAGAUGGCGGUAGCGUUAACGGCCGAAUCCGCGUUCGUAACAUCGCGUUCGAGAAGUGGAUUGCUGUCCGCUUUACGUUCGAUUGGUGGCAAACUACAAGUGAGGUUACUGCCAAGUAUAUCGAGUCUCUUCCUGGCGGCAUCUUCGACAGAUUUGGAUUCUCCAUUCGGUUGAACGACAUGCUAAAACGGAUCGAGGAGAAGACGCUGUUCCUCGCUGUUCGCUAUUCCGUUGUAGGACGCGAGAUCUGGGACAGCAACAAUGGACAGAACUACGAGGUGAAGUUCAGGAGACAGAAGCUUGUACUUGCUCCUUCGCCCCAGUUAGUUGCUCAGCGCCCAUCGAACGAGAAUGAUUCAGCCACGGGGAAAACCACGGAGCUCAGGGAUUUGAAGACGAGGUUGGAGCAGGUUGUGGUUCAAAAAGAGAGGAGAAUGUUGUCCCGCAGGACGGCGAGCGAGUCUGAUAACUUCACGCUGAAGUCCGGACUUCCGCUGUCCUCGCGGUAUGACUUCUCUGCAUCCCUCAAGAGCCCCUGGAAAGGUGGCUCGCCGUUUUCGGAUGAUCGCUCCAAGGCAAACACAUACACUCAUAUGCCUCGUCGGUCAUCUGCCAACCAGAAAACCCUCGAAUCCAAGUUCAAUACUCGUGGUUCACCUCGUAUUGUCGAUAGCCGAGAUAGCAGCCCUGUGCCUUUCUAUGGUGGUUCAGACUUGGAGGACACACCAGUCCCUCAGGCGAUCCUUUCGCGUCGGAAUAAUUCUCGGAAUCAUCAACGAGGUUACUUCGACCUCGGUAUGGGAUCAUCCGGUUCCGCAGUGAAGAGAACCCCUCCUGGUACCCCUCGAAUGGAGUCAGUGUUCAGAUACAACUCUUUCCCACCCACAGAUGGUUCCGCAUCUAUGCGUUCCAGUCGUGUUGUCAGCCCUGCCAGGAAUGGUAUGCUCUCCCCAUCGUGGCCUAUUGGGCUCGGUGGGAGUGAGGAGUCAACACCGAGUAUCACGUCGAACGAGGGUAGCUCACAGAACUCGUCGAGGAACACUUCGCCUAUGCCGAGUCCUGUGGAGGGGCCCAUGCAUGCUGAUGAUGGCCCGGUUGAGUCGAAUAACUACAAUGUUUUCCUCAACAGGUUCUGCUUCUACACGGGUUCUGAUUCCAUGCUUGAUGUCCCCAUCGACGCUCUCCACCGCUCUCAUUCGGCGUCGAGUGUUGAAGAGCUCUUGUUUGCUCCUAGUCCUCCUCACUACCUUUCUCCUGCACAUACGCCUACUCGCUCCUCGAGCUUCGACGAUGUAGCAGGCAUGAGCGGUUCAAGUACUCCAACUGGGCACUCCAUCUUCGGUUCACCCUCGCCUGCACCUGUCGCCUUCGUCCAUUGAUUCGUCGAUGGCUGUACACUGGCCCUGACUCGCUCUUGCACUGCCGUCCGUCAUUUGCACCACCUGUUAGAGAUCCUCCAUGCGCAAAGAAGAUUAAAGAGACAGAUCUCCUCCCCGAUACCUACCAGCACGAGGCCCAAAUACCUUGUGCACACAAGCAACAUUAUCAUGAUAACGACCACAUCAACGCUAUUGUACAUAUUAAAAAGCAACCCUCAUCGGAGAGGAGUUACCCAUUUGCACGAGGUUCGGUUCGGUUUCACAUAGUCACGACAUCACCAUUGCUUCUUUUCUCUUUGCUUCCUACUCGCCUCUGUUUCUCUUUUCGUUUUAUGUUUAUUCAGGCUCGGACAAUCCUCCUCUCAUCAUAUCUCUUUUCUCCUACCCAUUUGACAGAUAUACGUGAACCAGAGCUCACGACGCUUUGUUUUCACAUUACACAUCUUUGGCUUGGUUUAUCUUUACGUCUAUCUCAUUUUCUGUUCCUCAUCCACUACGUACACCUUGGACUGCCGAGUCGGUUCCGCCGCAUCUUGAGUUUCAGGCGUUAGGCCUUUGACUCUUGUACAGUAGUCUCACUCUACAUACAUUUUGCUUAGUAGCAUAGCUCAUAUGCAGGAUUCCCUUUCCGAAUCGAUUAGAGAUGCAAUGUCAUGAUUCUUUCCUCAGUUGUCUGCUGUUGUGCGAACUGCUUGAAUAGGAUUACAA